UCCUGACCCCUCCCCUCCAGCUGCAAACAGCAGUAAACAGCAGCAAACAGCAGCAAACAGCAGCAAACAGCAGCAGCCGCAGCAGCCGCAGCAGCCGCAGCAGCCGCAACAAAGUUACAAACUUGGAAGCCGGACUCUUCCCAGUGAUGGAGAAAACCUCUUUAAAUGAGACUUCUUUUGCCAUGAACAUGAAUUCUUCCAACAAGCAAGAGACGGUGUGUGUGUUUGGAACAGGAGACUUUGGAAGGUCCCUAGGCAAUAAGAUGUUCCAAUGUGGCUACUCUGUGGUCUUUGGAAGCCGAAACCCUGAGCUAUCCGGUUUGCACCCCAAAGGAAUCGAAGUCUUGAGCCACGCAGAAGCUGCCAAGAAGUCUGAUCUUAUCAUCAUAGCAAUCCACAGAGAACAUUAUGAUUUUCUUACACAGUUUGCGGAAGAACUCCAAGGAAAAAUAUUGGUGGAUAUCAGCAACAACCUUAAAAUUAAUCAAUAUCCCAAAUCCAAUGCAGAAUAUCUUGCUCAACUGGUGCCGGGAGCCAAAAUCGUGAAAGCAUUUAACACAAUCUCAGCCUGGGCUCUCCAAUCAGGUACCCUGGAUGCAAGCAGGCAGGUAUUUGUCUGUGGAGAUGACAAGGAAUCUAAGCAGAGGGUGAUGGAUAUUGGCCGUGCCCUUGGGCUUGCUCCAGUAGAUCAAGGAUCUCUCAUGGCAGCCAAAGAGAUUGAAAACUACCCCCUGCAACUCUUCCCAAUGUGGAAGUUCCCUCUGUAUCUCUCUGCUAUCUUAAGUAUUUUCUAUUUUGUUUACUGUGUGGUAAGAGAAAUCAUCUACCCCUAUGUUCAUGAAGGGAGAGACAGCACAUUUUUCUUGGCCAUUUCUAUUCCAAAUCGUAUCUUCCCAGGGUUGGCUCUCAAUCUUCUUGCCCUGGUUUACCUCCCUGGAAUCAUUGCUGCCAUCCUGCAGUUGUACCGAGGCACCAAAUAUAGCCGCUUCCCAAACUGGCUUGACCACUGGAUGCUUUGCAGAAAACAACUCGGACUUGUGGCACUGGCUUUUGCCUUCCUCCAUGUUAUGUACACGCUUGUGAUACCCAUCCGCCAUUAUGUGAGAUGGAAGUUUAACAGCAGAGUGAUUGAACAGAUAAAAACCAAUAAGACUGAACAUUUUAACCCGACUUCUUUCUGGCUCAGAGAUUCUUACCUAGCCCUGGGCAUACUGGGAUUUUUUUUAUUUGUUCUUUUGGGAAUCACUUCCUUGCCAUCAGUUAGCAACAUGGUGAAUUGGAGAGAGUUUCGAUUUGUCCAGUCCAAACUCGGUUACCUGACACUGAUCUUGUGUACAGCACACACCCUCGUGUUUGGUGGGAAGAGAUUCCUCAGCCCUUCGAUUCUCAGAUGGUAUCUCCCUUCAGUCUACGUGCUAACUCUCAUCAUCCCCUGUACAGUCUUGGUCCUGAAGUUCAUCCUGGUAAUGCCAUGCUUUGAUCAGCCACUUACAAAGAUACGGCAAGGCUGGGAAAGAAACUCCAAGAAGGCCCAGUUCGGAAAUGGCAACACUGAGGUGUGACGCAGCUACUAAGCAGUUCAUCAGGUCAUUUUCUGUGGGACUUCCAAGCAAUGGACUUUACCGUAGAGUAUGUUUUUCUUCCCUAAGCCUUUCUCCUCUUCUUCUCUCCAGAGUAUAAAGAGCAGGCAGGGCUGAGGACAUUUGCUAGGUGGGCCCUAAGAAACCACCAGACAUUUGGAAGAAGAAAUCCACUCUUUCUUGACUUGAUCUUUGAUGCCAGGAUAUACAAGAAUUUUGAUGUCUGUCUGUCUCUCAUGAAAUUUCAGUGUCACAGAGCCACCCUACUUACCUCAAAGGUUCUACGAUUUCACUGGGGAAAUGGGGAAAUCUCUUAAGCCAUAUUACGACCUCUACUCUCUCCAUCCCACCCACCCCCAAUACCUUGACAGUGUUCCUAAGUUGCUACAGAAAAAAAAAAAACCCAACACCUAAUAACCAGACUCUGACAUUGAUUAUCUCUAAUCUUAUCCAAGCUAGCCCUCAUACAAUGCACUCAUUGUCCAUGACCAAGUGCCUACUAACUUGAUAGAACCUGCCAAAAAGUGUGCCCUGCUGGUUUAGCUUUUUAGAACCUAAUAUGACUUGAGUGUUAGGGAACAUUGAAGAAAACCCUUCAUGGAAGACAGAUUCCUUAGUGUAUGUGUUAUUUCAUAGGGAGAAACAAUCUAUUGAGAUGGAAGGGGCUGGAAGAAGAAAAUCCCCACCUUCCUUCCCCUACCUCGAAAAGCUAGAGAUGGAGUCAGAUAAACAACACUGUAUUGUUUUAUCAUGAAUCACAUUGCACUCAUUGCUUCAGUUUGUUUCCUUAUUUGCAUGUGUCCAAAUGUUCCUUAGGGCUGACAACAUGUCAUAUUAUCUUGUGACACAAUCCACAUAAUCCACAGUGAUGUGAGUUCCUAUAACUCAUCAGACUUUUCUUUGUUGUAAACAAUGAAAGGUAAUAAGAAAAUUAAACACUGGUGGCUUAACUGGAGAUUGGUUGGAGGAGUGGUAGGUGCUUAAGCCUACAAAAGAGAAGAUGGGUGGGACAUAAUAGCUACCUCCAAGUAUCUGAAGAGCUAUAUGUUCUUGUCUCCAGAAGGCAGAGGAAAAAAACUAAGCACCAUGUAGGGGUGUAAUGGUUUUUAAAAAAAAAGUUUUAACAACCAGCUUGAAGGGGUCAAGGGGAAGCACUUUAAAGUGUAUUCUGUAUUAACCUUUUUUCAUCAUUUUCUUAAGUCUGGAAUAAUCAACAAAACAAUAAAUCGAAGUAUGAUUUGUAGCAUUUUGCCAAUUUCUGAAGCAUAUAAGCACCGAUACUGAACAUUUAACCAUCAGCUAGUCAGUUAGAGCCUGAGCCUGCAUAUUGCUGGAAUGACGGGUAGAAACUGCAAAUGGGCAAAUUGUUUUUUGUUGGCAGGUGAAACUUCCUAAUAGUGAGAGCUGUGAGUCCUCUUCUACUUAAAGGUCAUCAUGUAUGUGCCAGAUAACCACUUGUUUAGUAGACUGUGCUCGAUUCCCCACUGUACCUACUAUGUGCACAUAGUAGGAGCUUUUAAUAGAUGCUUGUUGAUUGACUAUGGAGGGGAUUUUUUUUCAAGUGUGGUUUGGAUUAGGUGGCUACCAAGCUCCCUUCCAACCCUAAAGUGCUGAGGUUCUGUGACUCAUGGAUGAUUAAGAAUUAUGAGGGGUAGUUAGAUGGCGCAGUGGAUAAGCACCAGCCCUGGAUUCAGGAGUACCUGAGUUCAAAUCCGGCCUCAGACACUUACUAGCUGUGUGACCCUGGGCAAGUCACUUAACCCCAAUUGCCUCACCAAAAAAAAUUAAAUUAAAUUAAAAAAAAAAAAAAGAAUUAUGAAAAGUUCCAAAGCAGCUGGAUAUGGUAGUGUUGAAGAAGAAACAAGACAUGGUAGAAACUCACUGGAGAAAGAAACAGAAAAAAAGAUUAAAAACAAAAAAAGAAAGGAAAGAAUGAUAACAUUAUAAAAUACAGAGGGGAAAAAAAAAUACGUUUGAAAGCAGACAUGAACAGGAUGAUUGUGUAUCCACCAUCAUGGAUUUAAUAUACGUUUUUUAAAAGGUUAAACUGUAUGUAACAAAUUUACUACUUCAUCUUUUUGUAUAUUAAAAUGUUUUUGUUUGAUUUGGUUUAUUAUAACAAACAAAAUUUUUAAAA
This is a messenger RNA of Dromiciops gliroides (monito del monte), 3717 nucleotides long. RefSeq names its product STEAP4 metalloreductase (gene STEAP4). Bases 147 to 1562 code for a protein of 471 amino acids. The transcript has 5 exons. Lineage: Eukaryota; Metazoa; Chordata; Mammalia; Microbiotheria; Microbiotheriidae. The record is from RefSeq and is a predicted model, not a curated record. Gene Ontology annotation, biological process: copper ion import. Gene Ontology annotation, molecular function: ferric-chelate reductase (NADPH) activity; cupric reductase (NADH) activity. Gene Ontology annotation, cellular component: plasma membrane; endosome.